Molecule: messenger RNA, 9504 nt
Organism: Bombina bombina (fire-bellied toad)
Lineage: Eukaryota; Metazoa; Chordata; Amphibia; Anura; Bombinatoridae
Gene: TFDP2
Product: transcription factor Dp-2
Exons: 11
Coding region: 386-1510 (374 amino acids)
Biological process (GO): regulation of cell cycle; regulation of transcription by RNA polymerase II
Cellular component (GO): transcription regulator complex; nucleus
Molecular function (GO): DNA-binding transcription factor activity, RNA polymerase II-specific; RNA polymerase II transcription regulatory region sequence-specific DNA binding
Source: RefSeq, a predicted model, not a curated record
GCUGCUCAGUGAGACAGUCUCUCUCUGAAAAGAUCCAAGUGUCAGCUGUAUGCUAAUGAAGCAAAGAGCAUUGUCUGCUCCCGGAUGGGAGGGCGCAUUCCACCGGUUUGCAGGACCAGUCCCACUGAUAUCACACCCACGCCAUAGCCUCACACAGCUCUUAGCAGUAAUGAGUGAGGCCUGGCAUGCACAACCUGGAAACUGACAGGCUGUGGUGAUCAGGGGGAAUGCAUGAGGCAAGGGACAGUGAAAGAAAGACACUAACUCUGUUCUAUGGGUUGUGGAGAGAACAGGAGAUGUCUAACUAAGCCUAGUUAAAGUUCACAUCUACACUGCGCAAAGAAACAUUUUCCCAGAUCCACGAACUGUGAAUGCUGAACUGCAAAUGAUUAUAAGCACUUCCCAGAGACUGAGCGCAUCAGGCGAUCAUCUUAUAGGGAAUCCAUACACCUCCGCCAUGGUUACCCAGAGCCAUAUCACAGAUGCCUCCAGCUGGUUAUUGGGAGAGCGAAAACGUGCCCGGGAAUUCAUUGAAUCAGACCUUUCCGAAAGUAAAAGAAAUAAAAGAGGUGAGAAGAGUGGAAAGGGACUGCGGCAUUUCUCUAUGAAGGUUUGCGAGAAGGUUCAGACCAAAGGAACCACAUCCUAUAAUGAGGUAGCAGAUGAGCUGGUAUCUGAGUUUACCUCCUCUUCUGGUCACAUGGCCACAGACUCUGCCUAUGACCAGAAAAAUAUCAGACGGAGAGUUUACGAUGCUCUAAAUGUUUUGAUGGCCAUGAAUAUUAUUUCCAAAGAGAAGAAAGAAAUUAAGUGGAUUGGGUUACCCUCCAACUCGGUGCAGGAGUGUGAGAACUUAGAGAUAGAGAAGCAGAGGCGAAUGGAGCGCAUUAAACAGAAGAGCGCUCAACUCCAGGAACUUCUCCUGCAGCAAAUUGCCUUUAAACAUCUGGUUCAGAGAAACAGACAGACAGAACAGCAGAACCAUGUGCCCCCUGCAGUAAACUCAACCAUCAAGCUUCCCUUCAUCAUUGUAAACACCAGCAAAAGAACAGUCAUAGACUGCAGCAUUUCCAGUGACAAAUUUGAAUACCUCUUUAAUUUUGACAAUGCCUUUGAAAUCCAUGAUGACAUUGAGGUUCUGAAGAGGAUGGGAAUGUCGUUUGGUCUAGAGUCUGGAAAAUGUUCAUCCGAGAACCUGAAACUUGCCAAAUCGUUUGUACCUAAAGCCCUGGAAGGAUACGUGACAGAAAUGGCAUCGGGGUCCUCCUGGGUGGAUCAAGGGCUACAUUUCAAUACUUCACAGACCAUUUCUGCAGUAAAUUCAGCCUGCCCAUCAGCUUAUUCCCAGUCCAGUGUAACGCCAGGAUUAUAUUUUGAUUCUGAAGUGUCCCUAACUGCUAGCAGCCAUCAUUCCAGCUCUGGUACUUCACUUUACACAGAGUCUCGAGGGGAGACCCCCUGCUCUUUUGAUGAUGAAGACGAGGAUGACGAUUCAUCUUCACUGGAAUAAACUGGACGGGUGUUUCAGUGUGUGCGUGAGUGUGUGCAUAUUUGCGUAUGUGUGUAGGGGGAAUUCUUUGAAUGCAAAGAGGGUAAUGGGAGGGAACACUUUUCUGUCCUGAUCAAAUCCCUUUGCAGUUAAGUGUUCUGUUUAUUAUGAAACUGAAGUAGCUCUAUAAUCCCUAAACCCUUCACUCUGACAUGGUGGUGCCAUGGUAGUUUGCAUAUUACCGGAUACCCCAAUAGUAAUGGGGAUGUUUUUUUUUUGUUUUGUUUCUUUUUAAUGUCAUGGUUUCACAGGAUCAGGAGGAUCAACGCAAAAAAUCUAAAAGAAUUUCUUAAGCUGGGAAUUUUUUUAUUUUACUGCCUAUGUCAAAUCACAUUACUAUCCAACAGAAACUCUGGACAUCGCACGUAACAUGGAAGAUAAACAAUACAUUUAAAUUGUAAAUUCUUUCUGCCAGUCAUUGAGUGGAACACGCUUACAUCAUCUAUGUGCUCCAGUAAUCAGACUUGUGUCAAGGAGAAAUAAUCGAAUUGCAGAGCUUUGUUUUUCACACAAUGCCAGUGGAAUGAGUGUUGGAUAUAGCUGCUUUGGAAGGUGAACCGGAGAAAGAAGCAUAAAACAAGCUUACUGCUCAUCAUAAUAAUAACAUGGAUUGUUGUUUUAAUGCUUCAAUGUGUUUAACCAGUCUGCAAAUGUGUUAAACCGGGACUGGCACUUUUUUUUUAUUACUUUUUAGUCCCAGUGUGUCCUGGUUUGCUGUUUUUUUACAGUUGACCAAUAGUAUUACAGCUUCUGUUGAAUGCUUCCAUUUGGGUUAGAAACGUUUUUACCCCAAUGUCACCUCCCAUUGCAUUGUAAUUAAUUAUCAAGACAAUAAACACAUUUGACCUAAUUAAAAAGAGUAAACAUUUAUUUUUUUUAAAAGAACUUUACAAUGUCCAAAACCACAGUUAUUAUAAUAUUACUUUUUGACUCUUUUUAGAAUAUCAAGUUUAAGUCGCUGGUUACUAAGUAGGUAAUGUGAUUAUGCAGUAACACCCUACCUAUUGUGAUCUACAAUUGUUUUUAUAACCCCCCCCCCCCUUUGUUGCAUCUAAAAGAGGGCAUUUACUUUUUUUAAAUAAAUAAAAGGGUGUUCCUGUUCUAGAAAGAUUAAAAUACUGAUAGUUUUUAUGCUUAUGGGGAAUGUCACUGUCCUCCAAUAAAGCUUUGGGAGUUGACUAUCGGCCUAAAUAUUUUACCUUUUUCAUGCAAAAAAAAUCUGAUUCUUCAAUAUUGUGCAUUUAUGUGCACAAUAAGAUGUUUAAGGUUUGUCCCUUUUGUUGAGAGACUAUUUGUGGUGCAAAACCAGCGUUUGUACUAAAAUGUAAAGAUUAAUUUUUAAAAAAAUGAAUGUACCUUUUUUUUUUCUUGUGUGUGGAUAAUCUUUGUGUAUGGAUGCAAUGUAUCUUAGCUAAUAGAGGCUUAUCUGACACUGAUGUAUUUUGGCUGCCUGAGCAUCUAUCAUUUUACUUUACAUUGCACGUCAGCAUCUCCAGCAUCCAAGCAGUUUAAAGGACCUGGAAAUGAAAAUUUAUAGCACACGUUUAGCAACUGUAAACACGUUUUGAAUCUCCUCAUCUAUGUUUUGGUCUUUUAUCUUUCUUACAUGAAAAUGUGCUCUUCACUUGCUGUAUCAUUAUAACUAAUGCAUGCACGUAUAAGAUCUGUUGAUGUCAUCUCCUAUAGUACACCAUUUUUGACAGUGGUCCGCAAGCCUUGCUUGAGUUAAAGGGACAGUCUAGACCUAAUACAUCAUUUUGAUUACUUAUUGUUGCAUACCAGAGAAGCAUCCUGCAACUGGUCCCCAUAUCUAUAAGCUUGUAAGAAGUACAUGAAAUAUAAGCUGGGAUAAAAUUCUAAACAAUAGAUAUUUAAUACGUUUAUUGCAAAAAAGGAUAAAUCAAAUUAAUUAUAAAGUAAAAGUAUUAUCUUAUGAAAAUAGUAUCUCAGAUAAUAAGCAUAAAAUGCAUGACCUAAAAAUAGCCUGUUUAUACAAUCUAAUCUAAUUUGGCAAUACAAUGUUUAAAAAAACAAGAAACAUAAAAAUAAAUAGAACUGUAUGAUAUAUAUUUAUAUAAAUAUACACAUAAGGUGUACUGACAUUAAUGGCUGUUUAAUAAAUAUCUUGCAUAAGUUAGCUGAAAUAUGGACAACAGAAUAAAAGAGACCGUUAUACGUCUAUACUUCUAUAUAGCUGUCUGUAUACUAUUUCUACAAUAGAAUAUAUAAGAAGAAAUACCGCAUAAAAUUACAUACAAAGUCUCUUGGUAUUCAUAGUUGAAAGCUAAACCUAGCUAGGAUCAUAUCUAAUCUGAAUGCAUUUUGGCAGUUUUUUUUACCACUAGAGGGCGUUGGUUCAUGUGUGUCAUAUAGAUAACUUUGAGCUCACGCACAUGAAGCUACCUAGGAGUCAGCACUGAUUGGCUAAAAUGCAAGUCUGUCAAAAGAACUGAAAUAAGGGGGCAGUUUGCAGAGGCUUAGAUGCAAGAUAAUUACAGAGGUAAAAUGUGUAUUAUAACUGUGUUGGUUAUUCAAAACUAGGAAAUAGGUAGGGAUUAUCUAUCUUUUUUUUAAACAAGAAAAAAUGCUGGUGUUGACUGUUUCUUUGUUUCUCCAAUCUUGAUUGACUCUUAAAGUGCUGUCUAGUCAAAAAUAAACUUUCAUGAUUUAUAUAGGGCAUGCAAUUUUUAACACCUUUCUACUUUUACUUUUAUCAUCAAAUUUGCUUUGUUCUCUUGGUAUUAUUUGUUGAAAGCUAAACCUAGGUAUGCUCGUAAACUGAUUUCUAAGCCGUUGAAACUACCUCUUAUCUCAGUGCAUAUUGACAGUUUUUCACAGUUAGUUAUAGUUCAUGGGUUCCAUUCUAAAUAACAUUGUGCUCACUCCCGUGAAGUUAUUUGAGUCAUCACUGAUUGGCUGAAAUGCAAGUCUGUCAAAAGAACUAAGAUAAGGGGGCAGUCUACAGAGGUAAAAUGUAUAUUAAUAUAACCCUGAGUAAUAAAGGGAUUAUCUAUCUUUUUGAAAAAAAAAAAUUCUGAUGUAGACUGUCCCUUUAAAUAAGUUUCCUUCUAUUGGUAGUGAACGUCCACAAGAACAUUCAUAACCUAUGGUAAAUACUAUUCCUAGCCACCAGGAGGAGGCAAAGACACUACAAACAAGGCUAUGGAGGUUGGCAGAGAGAGGAGUCCUGUUAAAAGGAGAUUAAGUUUAUGGAUUGGCUCAAUGAGCCGGGGAUAAUAUAUCCAUAUAAAUCUUGGAGUAUUGGUAUAUAUUGACGCUGGGUUUCCUAUUCCUCCUUCCAGUGUAACCUAAGUCCCCUGUCUGAUAAUGCGGUGGGUUUCACACUAAAUUACAGACUUGGGUAAGUUUUUUUUUUUUUUUUUUUCCCCCUCUUUCAAUAGGUGGCAUAGGUCCUGUCCCUGCGCUAGUAUAUGUGUCUUGUGCACAUUUCUAUCACUUGUGUCAGACAUCUGGUUGUCGUACAUGAACUCCAGCCAGAGUCAUAGGCUUUGAGGAUUACACUUUGGCAUGUAAAUCCAGAACAGUGACCAGCAUUACAUUCCCUGUCACAGUGUGUAACAAAAUACAAGGCUAAUUUCAGAUCCACUGCGCAGUAGUCCGUGGGAGAAUGGUAGCAACUAGGCUAGGCCUGUCCGGAGUGGGUAACACGCCCUAAACAGGGUUUACAAGGGGACCGCUAUUUGGUGCUUGGGAACUAAAUACCCUACUGUGUGCUCACAACUAACUUUUUGUUCUUUAUGGAUGGUUCUAUGUUUGAAAGUCUGGAGGAAUCUUCCUCUCUGACUUCUUUUGGCAAUAGCAAGUGUAUACUUUGCAAACGAUCAACUGUGAACCCUCCAGCACAGCUCUGUUAUAGUUGCUUAUCGUAUGUCCUGACGUCUCACGCAGGAGGCCAAGGUGGUCAGACCGUAGAGGAACCUCUUUGGACCUGGUCCCUAGAAUGCCCAACUACGGCUUCUCAGGCCUCUGCUGAGGUGUAGAUCCCUGUUAAACAGCCAAUAAAUUCAGAAGGUGGCUCAUCCCCGGCUGGGGUAGACCAGCUAACCGAUGACCUUUCAGCCCACAUUGAGGCUAAACAUUGUUCCCCAGCAUGUAGCCCUGGUGUGACGGCGGAGGCCCUGACCGAUAGUUUUGGGCAACCUUCUGAACCUUUUUAUUUAGUUUUGAAGGAGAAAUUUCUUCCUCUGACCCUUCUGAUGUGUCAGAAGAUAACUCUGAGGAUGGCACGAUUAGAUUGAAAUCGGAUCAGCUUCAGCUGAAGAAGGUCCUGUCAAACUUGGGAGUUCCAGCAGCCAUGCCGACAGGAGGACCAGGUCCAAAAACUGGAAGCGGCUUAAAGACCGCUGAAAUUAUCUCUAAGGAAUGGGAGAAGCUGGGGACCCCUUUUGCUCCUUUGGCUGCCUUUUAGAGAUCCAUUCCUGUUCCUGUGGCCCACACGGAGGUCUGGAACAGUGUUCCUAAGGUGGAUGGCACUAUGUCCAUUAAAGAUCCCCCAAACUGGUGCCCUGUUUCACCCUGAUGUAGUGGUUGCUGUGGCCAAGUUCUGGUGUGAGUCCUUAGCAGAACAGAUUACCGUGGAGACUCCUCUGGAGGAGAUUUAGGAUCAUGUUCAAUCUCUGACAAAUGCAUUUGACAUUUUCAUUGACACUAUUCUCCAAAUUAUUUGCAUCACUGCUCAGAACGCCAGUUUUGCAGUAAUGGUCAGGAGGGCUCUGUGGCUUAAGUCCUUGUCUGUGGACAACAUAUCUAAGUCUCUGCUUUUAUCCUCGUAGUUGAAGGGCAAGUCUUUUUGAUCCAGGUGUGGAUGUUAUUAUUGCUACUGUCACAGGUGGCAAAGGAGCUUUCCUACCACAGGAUAAGACGUCUAAACCGAAGAAUUGUUUUGCUGGGCAUUUUUCUUCCUAUCGUCCGAACAGGAAUCAGAGGGGUGCAGAGAAACCUAAAACUGAGUCCCCUAGGACAAUAUGGAAUCCCACUCAAUGGUGAAAUAAGAACAAACAGCCCAAGAAGACUUCUCAGGACAAGAAGUCUGCAUGGCGGUCUCGCCUCCCACCUGGGAGCAGGUCAUGUAGGGGGCAGACUUUUUUUUUCUGAAGGAAUGGUCACUCUGUCCAGGACCCUUGGGUUAUGGACAUUAUGCAUCUGGGGUACCGAAUAGGACUUUGCUCUCAUCCCCCAAGGGACUGUUUCCUGUUGUCUGGCUCUGCUCCGUUGUGUGAAUGAUCUCCUCACCAUAAGAGUAGUGGUACCAGUUCCCCCAGCAGAAAAAGUGAUCAUCAAAAAGGAAGGCUUGUUUCACCAGAUUCUGGAUUUGAAGGGACUCAAACAAAUUUGUAAGAGUUCCCACCUUCAAGAUGGAAAUAAGAUCCAUCCUUCCCUUAGUCCAAGAGGGUCAGUUCAUGUCCACUAUAGACUUAAAGGACGCAUACCUCCACAUCCCGAUCCACAGGGAUCAUUACUGUUUCCUUCUAUUUGUCUUGCGAGACAAUAACUACCAGUUGUUUGUGGUUCCCUUCGGACUCGCUACAGCUCCAACUGUUCACCAAGGUGCUAGGAGCUUUGCCUGGAUGACAUUCUGGUUUAGGCUCCAUUCUUUCCAGUUGCUCAGGAUCAUACGCAGAGGUUACUCUUGUGUCUUCAGGCGCAUGGUUGGAAAGUCAACCUAGAAAAGAGUUCUCUUGUCCUGGCUACGAGAGUAAACUUUCUGGGAAUAAUCAUAGACUCAGUCAGUAUGCACAUCUACCUUACAGACCAGUGCAGUGAGAAGCUUCAGUGAGCGUGCUGUCUGCUUCAGUCCAAUGUCCAUCUUUCAGUAGCACAUUGCAUGGAGGUGGUAGGUCUCAUGGUUGCGGCAUCGGAUACUAUACCGUUUGCUCAUUUUCAUCUGAGACCGCUACAGUUGUGUAUUGCCAGCUACAUUUUUACUAGGAAUGAGUUUGUCACCCUGCCUGGGUAAUAAUCACUACAGACGUGAGUGAGAGCUCAGUAAACCUGUUUCCUUCGAUUGUUGUUCUGCCCUGGGUGGUUGCCCAGAUCAAACAGGACGAAAUGCCAACUAUUCUGAUAGCUCCUGUAUGGCCACACAGGACCUGGUACGUAGAUCUUGUGAGGUUGUUGUCUGCUCCUCCUCGGUGGUUACCUCUUCGUCAGGAUCUGCUGUCUCAAGGACUGUUCCUCUACCAAAAGUUGCUUCUCUGAGAAUGUGAUUGAUACUCUUAUUCAGGUUCGUAAGCCGGUUACCAGACAGAUAUAAUAUAAGGUCUGGAGAAAUUAUCUUCACUGGUGUGAUCAGCAAGAUUUUUCUUGGUGUAGAAUGAAGACUCUGCAUAUCCUUCAAUUUUUUUCAGGAGGGUCUGGAGAAGGGCCUGUCGGCCAGUUCUAUAUUUAUAUCCUUGUUUGGGGUGUCUUUGCCUCCUUCUGGUGGCCAGAAAUAGUAUUUCCCAUAGGUUAUGAAUGUUCUUAUGGACUCUCACUGCCAAGAAGGAAAUUAAAUUAUCAGGUAAGAAUAAUUUUAGUUUUUCCUACUCUCACAUGUUAAUUUGUGUAAUUUGAAAUAGCUAACCGAAAGUAUUAAACGUGCACUUCUAAACUGUCAUACAAGAAACCACUAACAAGAAGAAAGCUGUGGGCGGAGCUUGGCAGACCUUUUUGGCUGCUAACAAACUAUUAUUUAAAAGUUUCAUGUUCUUCUUACAAACUUAUAGAUGUGCAACCCGUUGCAAGAUGCUUGUCUGGUAUGUAACCGUAAGUAAUAAAGAAUAAGUAUUGGGUCUAGACUGUUCCUUUAAAUUGAGCACACCUUCACAAAACUGAUACACUGUUUAAGCAAGGGGCAGCAGUGUAACACAUACACGUUUACUGUCAAAAAUGGUGGCACUAUGAGAUUAAAUGUGCAGACAUUUAUGCCCUUUGCGAUUGGCUAUUAUGAUCUAGGCUGAGAGAAUUGAAAGAAGCAGUUUCUGAAAGGUAAAAGUUACAGAAAUACAAAGACUGGUAAGCACACAUAUUAGGAAAGAUGCUUGAAAUUUAAUUUCACGGUUGCUUAAUGUUAACUUCAUUCUUUAAUUUCAUGACAAUUUAAAGUGCCCUUUAUAGUAGAAAAAUGAUAUCCUCUAAUUUGUUAGACUAGCAACACCACCUCAUAUAUCUAACUCACGCAAAGGGGCUAAACAUAUGGCAGACCUGCAGAGCACUGUUGGUCCCAAGCAGAAACGGACACUGAUCCAAUCAGUAGCGCUAGCUGCAAAGCUGAGUAAUGCGAUUAGCGCUGCUGAUUGGAUCAGUGUCCGUUUCCUCUGGACUACUAUUGUUUAAACCCGUUGCGGGGGAUUAAACAUACAAAGGUGCUGGGUCGCUAGUCAAAUUAGAGCAUGUAAUUUUUUUACUUUAACAAACCUUUAAAAUAGUCCAUAAUGUAGAAAAGCCAUAAAGCAGAGAUAAAGGGACAUGAAACCCAAAUUACAGUAUUUAUUUCAUGAUUUAGAAAGAGCAUGCAAUUUUAAAUUACUUUCCAAUUUACUUCUAUGGUCUAUUUUGCUUCAUUCUUUUGAUAUUUCUUUUGUUGAAAAGCAUAUCUAAUUAGGGUCGGUAGCUACUGAUUGGUGGCUGCACAUAGAUGCCUCAUAUGAUUGGCUCACCUAUGUGCAUUGCUAUUUCUUAAACUAAGGAUAUCUAAAGAAUGAAUCAAAUUAGAUAGAAGUAAAUUGGAAUGUUUAAAAUUGUAUUCUCUAUCUGAAUCAUGAAAUAAAUAUUGUGUGUUUCAUAUCCAUAUUAAGGAAAAUAAAGCAGUAGUAAAGGUAGCAUCUAAUCUUGGUAUGUUCCACUUGUACUUUCUGGUGAUUCAUUUCACAUCCCGAAUUCUGUUUAACUAUUUUAUAUAUAUUUUUUUGUAAAUUUCUAUAUUAAUUUUAAAUAAAGGCAUAUGAAAAAGAAAA